Molecule: messenger RNA, 2235 nt
Organism: Emiliania huxleyi CCMP1516
Lineage: Eukaryota; Haptophyta; Isochrysidales; Noelaerhabdaceae
Exons: 3
Coding region: 1-2235 (744 amino acids)
Source: RefSeq, a predicted model, not a curated record
AUGGCCCCACGACUCCCACCCCCUCCUCCACCCCCUCCUUCUCGCGCGCCGCUCUUCGAGUCCGCUCCCAACGACCCAACCGAGCUAGGCCUGAUCGGCACGCGCGAGCAGAUUCUUGCCACAUUCCUUCUGCAGCGGCGGGUCGCGCUGUGGCGAGAGAGGCUCGCAACGCAGAAACGGCGAGCCGAGAUCCGGCCUAUCAUAAUCGCGGCCACAGCGGCGCGGGAGGGUAAGGUCCUCGCCGAUGCGCGCGCCGUGGCGGCGGAGGAGGCUGUCGCAGCGGCGGUGGGGCGCGUGGCAGCGGCAGAAGCGGCGGCGGCAGUGGCGGCGAGCCGUGCAAGGGCGGCGGAGGCCGCCGUGGAGAAGGAGCGAGCACUGCGGAGAGAGGCGGAGGGUGCCGCGGCCGCGAGGGUGACGGCCGCGGAGGCCACAGAAGCGGAGGAUGCCGCCGUGGAGGCCGCAGUGGAGGCCGAGGGAGCCGCAUCAGCAGCCACGCCGUCGCCGCGCGCGGCGCCGGGGGAGGCACCUGCUGCGGCGGCUGGCACGGUCGAGGAGCUGAGGCGCGCGCAGGCGGCACUCGCGGCGAUCGAGCUGGAGGGUGCGCAGCUGCGCGCGGACCACGAUGACAUUGUGGCGGCGGCGACGGAGAAGGCGGCAGAGGCCGCGGCGGCGGGGGUGGAAAGGACGGCGGCGGCGGCGGCCGCCGCCGCCGAGGCUGCCGUCGCAGCGCUGCGCGCAGAGCUGGAAGAAGAGGAGUCGAGACGGAGGGACGAGGCGGUGGAGGCGCGGGCGCAGCUCGCCGCGGCGGAGACAGAGUUGGCGAGGUCGCGAGAGGCGGAGGCGGAGGCGAGGGCGAGGGCAGCGGAGCUGGCGGCUGUCUGGGCGGAGCAGGAGGAGGCACGCGCACGCGGAGAGGCGGACGCGGAGGCAGCACGAAAGGAGGGCGUUGAGGCGGCAGCGGCGGCGGCGGCGGCGGCGGCGGCGGCCGCGGCCGAGGCCGAGGCUAUCGAGGCAGCUCAGCUCGCAAAGGCGCGCGGUGACGCUGCAGGGGCGGCGGAGGUGCGCGCGCUGCAGGAGGCCUCCGGCGGCGGCGCUCUUCUCUCUGACGACGACGCGGCGGGCGGGACGGGGCCGGCGGGGCCGGGCGGGGAGCGUGAGGAGGACCGGGCGGCCGCCGUCGCGGAGGCGGUGGCGGAGGCGGUGGCAGAGGCGGUGGAGACAGCGCGGGCAGAGGCGGCGGCCGAGGCGUCGAAAGCGGCGGCGGCGGCCGAGGCGCGGGCGGCGGCGGCGGUGCAGGCGGCGGUGCGGGCGGCGCGCGCGGAGGCGGCGGCUGAGGCGAAGGCGGCUGAGUCGCGCGCGUCGGCGGCAGCGGCGGCGGCGCUGAGCAAGGCCUCCAAGGAUGCAGCCGCGGCGGGCAGGGCGGAGGCGGAGGCGGAGGCGCGGAAGCAGGCGGCGGUGGCCGCGGCGAGGGCGGCGGAGGAGCGCGCCGCUGUCAUCGAGAGCGCCCGAGCAGCGGGCCGCGCCGAGGCGCUUGCCGAGGCGGCCGCAGCAGCCCUGCCACCGCCGGUUGCGACACUACCACCGCCGCCCGCCGCAUUCGACGCGGCAGGACUGUCGCUGUUUGACGCCUUCGGCCCGACUUCGGCGGCGGCCGACCCGUUCCCCUCCCCGCCGACCGCUCCCGCUUUCGCCGCUUUCGACGCGCCGUUCGAGGCUGGUGCGCCGUCGGCUCCUACGCCCGACAUCGGCGCGGCGGCAGCUUCGCCGGCAGCCCCGGCCCUGUCACAGGCUUUACCGACGGCCCCGCCCGCCCUCGGCAGCGCAACCCCGGACGCCUUCUUGGCAGGGGGGCUGGUCUUCACAGGAUCCGAUUUUGGAGGGGUCGCAGGGCGGGACGCCUUGCCGGCGCCCACCAGCACCAGUCCCAGUGCCGUCACGGAGGAGGGGCUACCGCCGCCGUCACAGUGGACGGGGCGGCCUGCACUUGCUUCCGCACUCUCCGCGCCACCGCCGCUCCACCAGGAGUGGGUGCCACCGUCGGCGCCACCGCCCACCUCCUUCCGCAAAAAGGCGUCGAGCGGCGUGGCGCACGGCGUGGGUAAGGCGGCAAGCAGCGCGUUCGCCGUCAAGUCCGCCGCCGCCCGGCUCCGCCCCAGCCUGCCUAAGACGUCGUCCAGCUUGCCGGGGCGGCGCUCAAGCAAGGGGGAUCGGGAGCAUCUCGAGCAUCUGGAGUGA